UAGGGUGGUAUCAGUUGCUGAAAGAAGCCAGCAAUGGCGUGGUUCAAGGUGCUCCGUGGAAAGAGUUGGUGCUUGGCAAUAUAAAGUCGUGGAAAUAGCCGGCAAAGCUACUUAGGAUUGUGUUGAAAAUGCUGGGAGAGAAAAAGCAAUUAGUCGUGAAAAGAGACCUUUACACAGACCCCACGUUUCCAGCCAGUGAUACCUCUAUAUUUUUUGAUUAUUGUACCCCGCUUGCCCAAUUCAGAGGCGAGAUAUCUUGGUUGAGACCUAAGGACAUUUGUUCUACUCCUCGGUUAUUUUCAAACAAUCUGCAGGAUGUGCAAGUGAAACAGGGAAUUUUGGGAGACUGUUGGUUCCUGUGUGCCUGUGUAGCUUUGCAGAAGAGUAAAUACCUACUGAAUAAGGUAAUCCCUCCAGGUCAGCCCAGCUGGACAGAUGAGUCAUAUCAAGGCUGUUUCACUUGUCGAGUCUGGCAGUUUGGACACUGGGUGGAAGUGACCAUUGACGAUCGUUUGCCUUGCCUUGGUGGUAAACUCUGCUUUUCCCAGUGUCAGACAGAGGAUUUGUUUUGGCUUCCACUAUUGGAAAAAGCUUAUGCAAAAGUGCAUGGAUCUUACGAACAGUUGUGGGCAGGACAGGUGGCAGAUGCUUUGGUUGAUCUGACUGGAGGAGUUGCUGAAAGAUGGACUCUGAAAGGCCCUGGAAGAAACAUGGAGAAAGAGAAGGCUGGCAUGGUUUUGGAGAAAGCAGUCUUUAGGAGAUUAAUGAAUCUGAAGGAACAGUGUGUAAUAAGCUGCUCAGUCCUCAAUUCCAGACAAGGUGCAAGCGAACUAGGAGAAUUUCAUGCCUUUAUUGUGAUAGACAUGUUGAAUCUGUCUGAAGUGUCAGGCAAGGAAAUCUUCCUACUACGAAUAAGAAAUCCUUGGGGGAGGCGGUGCUGGAGAGGUCCAUGGUGUGAGGGUGGUCAAGGAUGGAGCCAGCUAGAUCCAGUAGUCGCCUCAGAACUGCUCUCUCAGAUCCAAGAGGGAGAAUUCUGGGUUGAUGAAGAGGAAUUUUUCAGGGAAUUUGAUGAGAUUACCAUGGGCUUUCCAGUCAAUGAGGAAGGACAACUUCAGAGCCUCUAUACAGAGAAAGUGCUGUAUCACUCGCAGAAUCUUUUUGGAUCCUGGGUGAGAGGCCGGUCUGCAGGUGGCUGCCGUAACAACAGCAGUUUCCCUACCAACCCUAAGUUUUGGCUGAGAGUCUGUGAAAAGAGCGAGGUGUGCAUUGCUCUGCUGCAGAAACACAGGAAAUACAGUGCUGACUGGGCCGGAAGAAUUAAAAAUCUGACUCACUUAGCAGAGGAAAAUCUAUCUUUGACUGAAGGCACACAGGGGAAGAAUUAUCAGGCUGUGGGACUGCACGUCUGGAAGGUGGAGAAGAAACGAUUUAACCUUCCAAAGACCCUCUCUGCUCCUCCAGUUGUAGGUACCGUCUGCCAUUCCUAUGACAGAGAAGUGCAUGUAUGCUGUGACCUUUCGCCUGGGUUUUAUCUUGUUGUUCCCAGCACUUUUCUGAAAGAUGCAAUAGGGAAUUUCUUGCUUCGUGUGUUUUCAACGGGAAGGAUCUCUCUCAGUGAGCUAAAGCCACCACCCACAGAUGCCGCCCUCUGUGAAGAACUCCCAGCAGGUGAAUGGGAGACAGUGCAGCUGCAUGGAUGCUGGAAAAAUGGGCAAAGUGCUGGAGGUAGCAGGAACUUCCCCUCCUUCCAUAUCAAUCCCUGCUUUCCCCUCUCCAUUCCUGCAGGACCAGGAAAAAGCAGUGUGAAAGUUACCCUCCGUCAGCACUGCCAAGAUAGCAAGUGUCGUCCAAUAGGUUUCCAUAUUUUCCAGGUGCCUGACAGCAGCUGGAAACCACAUACUUCCUCCUUUCUGCACUUGGAGCCACUGGUUAGCUGUGUACCUCAUUGCUAUUCACAGGAAGUAAGCCAAUUUUGCAGACUUCCUGCGGGAAGUUACGUAAUUAUACCUUCUACAUACUUGCCCAAUACAGAAGGCAAUUUUACAGUGGUCAUAGCAACCAAAAUAGACAGGAAGCGCAUUCACAGCCGGGAGACACUUGGACAAGUAUUGCAAGAAAACCAGCAUUGUACAGCAAAUCAUAAUGUACCUCAGUUCUUCAAAAAUACAAGUGAAGAAUAUGUGCAUGUUUUAACCCAAGCUGCAGUUUUGGAAGAAAACCAGAAAACGUAUGUGCAUAAUGAAAUAAUAUUUGGGGGGGCGGGAAUUCAAGCUUACAGAAUAACUUCAGGAGACCAAAGGGGUAAACAUAGAGGAAAGAAACUGGAGUCUUUUUUCAGGUAGGACAUACCUCAAGAACCAUCAAAAUACACUGGAGUAGAGAAAGUCCAAGCUUGUAUCCUACACUGCCAGUCAUGCUGCUGAGCACUUUAUCAUGGGCCCUUUAUUGAACCAUGCAAAUGGUGGGUUGAAAAGAAAGAUUUUUUCUUUUUUUGGGUGAGUUUUUCUUUAAUGAACACCACAAAGGAAAAAGAUAAGACUUGAAAACUUUUGUUUAUGAACUAUCAGGUCAGACUGCUUUUGUAAAUCUGUAAGAAUGUGUUUUAUGCGAGAUCUGCCCUCACUGUAAGAAAUACAAAGUUUAAGAGAUUUUUCUUAAUUUAUGUUUGAAAGUGUUUCUUAUUCAAGGAGGAUUUUUUAGAUGUUAUAUUUUCCUCAAUAAAAAUGGAGUAAUGUUGAAAGUUUUAAAAUGUCUUCUAUUAAAAAGGUGAAAACUGUCAAUGAUGUCAAAUCUGCAUUUGUUCCGCAGUAGCAAACUUUACAGUGUGUUAGAGCCCUGGGGUUUUCACCAAAUGGAAGGGAAUAAUUGGAAAUAUUUGAGAGGAGAAUCAAGUCUUCCAUUAGUUUUAUGUCUGAGAAAUAUGUAAUAUUCUACUUCUGCUUUUAACUACAUCCUACCAUAAUUUAUGCUUGCUCCUGUUGAACUUUGAAAAUUGAAAGCAUCUGGGAUGCUUGCGGCUGAAUUUUAAGUGGUCAAAACGUUCCACAUCUGUUGUGGAAUGAUGA
Molecule: messenger RNA, 3065 nt
Organism: Gymnogyps californianus (California condor)
Lineage: Eukaryota; Metazoa; Chordata; Aves; Accipitriformes; Cathartidae
Gene: CAPN10
Product: calpain 10
Exons: 13
Coding region: 129-2342 (737 amino acids)
Biological process (GO): proteolysis
Cellular component (GO): cytoplasm
Molecular function (GO): calcium-dependent cysteine-type endopeptidase activity
Source: RefSeq, a predicted model, not a curated record